GAAUGGCAUUAGCCCAUAGCAACUGUGAUGGAACAGGUGUCUUUUCUCAUGUGCUGAAGUCAGGCGAUGACUCUAAAGCCACUCCAGCAGGGAGAGAAACAGGCUUAAGCUUUAACACUGACGUUGGCUGCAUCCAAACUAUGUUAACAGUGCUGAAGGCUCCUUCCCAGCCAUGCUGGUGAAUGAGCAGCAGGAAAGCAGACCUCUCCUGAGCCCCUCCAUAGAUGACUUCCUCUGUGAAACCAAAUCCGAGGCCAUUGCAAAGCCAGUAACAUCCAACACAGCCGUGUUGACCACUGGCUUGGAUCUCCUUGACCUGAGUGAACCUGUCUCUCAAACCCAAACCAAAGCCAAGAAAUCUGAGUCCUCAUCAAAGACCUCAUCCCUCAAGAAGAAAGCUGAUGGCUCUGACCUCAUCAGUGCAGAGGCUGAGCAGAGGGCCCAGGCUCUCCGGGGCCCAGAGACGGCAUCUUUAGACUUAGUAGACAUUCAAACACAACUGGAAAAAUGGGAAGAUGUCAAGUUUCAUGGUGACCGAACAAGCAAGGGGCAUCUCAUGGCUGAAAGGAAGUCAUGCUCAUCUAGAGCCGGGUCCAAAGAGCUCCUAUGGUCCUCAGAACACAGAUCUCAACCAGAGCUGAGUGCUGGGAAAAGUGCCCUCAACUCCGAGUCGGCUUCUGAGUUGGAACUUGUGGCUCCAGCACAGGCUCGGCUCACCAAAGAGCAUCGCUGGGGGAGCGCUCUGCUCUCCAGGAACCAUUCCUUAGAAGAGGAGUUUGAAAGAGCAAAAGCAGCAGUAGAGUCAGAUACGGAGUUCUGGGACAAGAUGCAGGCAGAAUGGGAAGAAAUGGCCCGGAGGAACUGGAUAUCUGAGAACCAAGAAGCCCAGAACCAAGUCACCAUGGUCUCUGCCAGUGAGAAGGGAUAUUACUUUCACACUGAAAAUCCCUUCAAGGACUGGCCUGGAGCAUUUGAAGAAGGCUUAAAAAGGCUGAAGGAAGGGGAUCUGCCUGUCACCAUCCUGUUCAUGGAAGCAGCAAUUCUCCAGGACCCUGGAGAUGCUGAGGCAUGGCAGUUCCUUGGGAUAACCCAGGCAGAGAAUGAAAACGAACAAGCAGCCAUUGUCGCCCUCCAGAGGUGCCUGGAGCUGCAGCCCAACAACUUGAAAGCUCUGAUGGCCUUGGCUGUGAGUUACACCAACACCGGCCAUCAGCAGGAUGCCUGUGAGGCUCUGAAGAACUGGAUUAAGCAGAACCCAAAGUACAAAUACCUUGUAAAGAACAAGAAGGGCUCUCCGGGCCUCACUCGGCGGAUGUCGAAGUCCCCAGUUGACAGCUCUGUCCUGGAAGGAGUGAAGGAAUUAUACCUGGAAGCUGCCCACCAAAAUGGUGAUAUGAUAGACCCAGACCUGCAGACGGGCCUUGGAGUUCUAUUCCACCUGAGCGGGGAGUUCAACAGAGCAAUUGAUGCAUUUAAUGCUGCCUUAACUGUUCGGCCAGAGGAUUACUCAUUGUGGAACCGGCUUGGGGCCACGCUGGCAAAUGGUGACCGCAGUGAGGAAGCUGUGGAGGCCUACACGAGAGCACUGGAGAUCCAGCCAGGCUUCAUCCGGUCCAGAUACAACCUGGGGAUUAGCUGCAUCAACCUGGGUGCCUACAGAGAAGCGGUCAGCAAUUUUCUCACUGCCCUCAGUUUGCAAAGAAAGAGCCGGAACCAGCAGCAAGUCCCUCACCCUGCCAUCUCGGGGAACAUCUGGGCUGCCCUCAGAAUUGCACUGUCGCUGAUGGACCAGCCAGAACUCUUCCAGGCAGCCAACCUUGGUGACUUGGACGUCCUCCUAAGAGCUUUCAACUUGGAUCCUUAAAGGAAAAGAAAGAAGUACAGAAUAAUCCCUCAUCUGUUAUUGUAAUAAAAAGGGAAAAAACUAUUUUAUUAUGAAUUUCAAAAAAAAAAAGAUUUUUUUUAAAGGAUAAAGCAAAGAGUCAAAAGGCCAUGGCCAUAUAACCCAAGGGAAUUGAUUACUAUAGACAAUACCUGGCCUCUGUUCAGAUCCAAAGCACAAAGCAAGAUCAGGUUCAAGAGAAGAACUAAGAUUCUCAAGACAAACCAAGAGAAGGUAACUGUGUAUACUCUUCCAGGUUACAAGUGGACUUUGAAUUAGUCUGUCCCCUGUCACAGCUGCUAGCACAUCUGAAGAGCUGUUCAUGGGACAUAGCAAGACAGUUUAUCUGCGGUCAGUGAACUCAGGCUGUCUGUCUGUCUACUGAACAUAGUUUGGGCCGUUGGCGCAUGCACACACACACAACCUGACUAAAGGCAGGCAUCGCUUCCCCCUCCUGUUUUAACUUUUACUGUAAGCCUUUGUUUCCAGAGAGAGAGCUUUGCUGGCAAAAGCAGUUUUUGCACUAGAUGUUUUUGCUGUUCCCAAUGAAAUCCUGUCUAGGAUUGUACAUAAGCACUUUAUUAGCAUAUUUAUGCCUUGCUGGGCUUCAGGUUUGCUGCUCCAGUCCCUAACUUGGGGGGCAGGGGCUGGAAGAUUUGAGACAGAUUUGUUAGCUCAAUGGACCAAAUAAAAAAUUCUGAGAAGAGUUUUUCUUAGCUUAGGGUUUUGAAGGCGCAUUGGCAUAGAAUGUAAAUAUGUUAAACCCA
This is a messenger RNA of Peromyscus eremicus (cactus mouse), 2649 nucleotides long. RefSeq names its product peroxisomal biogenesis factor 5 like (gene Pex5l). Gene Ontology annotation, cellular component: peroxisomal membrane; cytosol. Lineage: Eukaryota; Metazoa; Chordata; Mammalia; Rodentia; Cricetidae. Gene Ontology annotation, molecular function: protein binding. The coding region runs from base 173 to 1864 and encodes 563 amino acids. The record is from RefSeq and is a predicted model, not a curated record. Gene Ontology annotation, biological process: protein import into peroxisome matrix, docking. The transcript has 13 exons.